UGACAACGAAACAUCAACACAUAAGAAAAUGUCGGUGUCAUCGGGUUAGGAAAUAAAUACUGAGUAAGAUUUAGUGCUUUAAGAAUUAAUAGUUUUAAUGAAACUCAUGGUGUUUAAGUAGAACAAUGCAGUCGUCAAGGAAAACAGUUGCCAAAAAAGUAAAAGAAAAAACGCAAGAUGACAUUCCUAUCAAGAAACAAGAUGAGAAAUUAAAGAGAAGCGUAUACAGUGUCACCACACCACGUUCUGUUCCCCAAAAAUCAAGUACAGCGGAUAUUUAUUCUCGACAAAAAAGCGCUUUAAAUACUAAAAAAUCUACGACGAAUUUAACUAGUACGUCAUUGAAAGAUAUAAAACAAUUGAAGAGUAAAUAUUCGCCAAUUCCCGCCACGUCAAAAAUCGAAUCUGUCAAGCCAAGGACAAAAGUGUUGCCAUUUUCGGUCGCGGUAAAUUCGCCGAUAGCGAAACGAAAAAUUAUCAAACAGGAGUCGGCGAUCGAGGCCCAAAAGAAACCUGACGAAGUAAAGGUUGAUAAGGAAAGACAAAGGAAAAAUACUAGAACGUUAGAAGACCACGAAGUGAAGGUUUUAAAUGAAGUGGAUAAUAAUAGUGAAAUGAUUAAUUUGACAAAGAAAUUAAAAGCUCAAUCGAAGGUUUUUUACGUUGAUUUAAAUGGGGAUCAGUCUAAGGAUAAGGAACCAAGUGAAGAAGAAAUGAGUUAUGAAGACGAUUUUGAGAGUUACGAGUCCGAUUUCGACUCGUACCACAGUUCCACUCACACUGAAGAAUCGUUGAGUGAGAAAGAGACAGAGAAGCAGUUGAAAGAAGAGAGUAUGCUUGAUUCUGGCACCUUCGACCUGCGCGAGCGAUCAGCGAAAACAAUGCCAAUGGAAUUCAUAAUAGAAGAUACAGAGAAGAGAACGUCUCUAACAGAUGAAGGGUUUCAGGAUAUGUCCAGUUCGAGUGCUGUGUCCAGCAUGAAGACUGUGCACGUGGAAAUUCUAGAACGACCUCUAUUCAUCGACUUCACGAAAUCAAAGGAAAACAGAAGAAAACGACGCAUUUGUGACAAACAAAAGCAACGGGCUAAAGAUAUUUUAAGCAUGGUAACACUGCACCAAAUGUCAUUUACACUGUUCGAAAUGAAACCGAUUCCCUACGAGUUAUAUAUGGCAACAUUUGGUCGUGCUAAUUACACCCAAGUUGCUGUUCAAACGUUUGAUGAUGGUAUCACUGAGGAGGUACAAACUGACGAGAUUGAAUAUGGCAAUAAAUGGACGCAAUAUCCAAUUAAAUUUACCAAAAAUACUGUUCAUUUAAGUAAUGUUAAAACUAAAAGAGAUUCUAAUGAAAUUGAACUUAAAAUUAAUAAUUUAAUCAAAUAUAAUCAAGAAACUGAUGGUAAUGUCGAUGAAGAUUAUAAAAAAAAUCCCCUAAGAAUAUAUUUAGAACAGAAAGAUGGCGCUGGUGAUGACAAAAUGCUGCCAUAUGACAUUUAUAUGUCAAAAACUAAAUGCGACUACAAUGUAAACAAAUUACGCAAAUUUCUAAAGAAAGUUGAUGGUAGAAUAUCCAAUAUUUUGAGUAGAAAUACUGGCAACACAACAACAAAUUUAAUUGCAACGAAAAAAUAUCCAUUUAGUAGUGGUUAUAUAUCAAUUUCAAGUAAAGAAUUAAACAAAUUCAAGCUAUUGCAAAGCACAAAAAUUGUCGGUGUAGUGUUUUCAGAGACAAAAACGAAUUUAGUAAUUACAAUACAUGGUAACACUGAAGUUACGCUCAAUCACAAUUGUGUUGUAUGUCUAUGGGACUUGAAUGUUGCUAUAUUAGAACCCAUUAAAGUGUUAAUUAGCAAAGAACAGGUAGAAAUUGGGAGAUUAAGAGGAAACUUUGAUGAUAUAUUUGUGGCUGCGCUUAGAGAUGGAACAGUGCAUUUGUGGGAUCUAUCUGAAGAUGCAAAUUGGAAUUUCGGAUCUGGCAACACUCAUGACGAUGUAAAGAAAGUUACGAAUUACAAGUUACGUCAAUCUGCGUAUACGAGUAGCGCCUCAAAUUUAGAAUUGGGCCAUACGUUGGAUAUAAUUGUAGGUUUAGAAUUCGUUUCUGGCAACACAAUGAUUUUGGAAAAUGGAAAUAAACUUUUGGGACAGAUUUGUGUGUUGCUACAGCGUGGAAUUGUGAUUAUUUAUUCAAUAAUUCAAGAGAAAAAUAAAAAUACAUCGCACGAUUUGGGAAAGGCAUAUUGGUCGAAAAUAAAACUAGAGAAGUAUCAAGACAUUAAUAUAAGCGACUAUAUUGUGCCAAAUGAACUUAAAAUGGAUUUCAGUUUAAACAAAGCCAAGAAGCAACUAAUCCAUAGACGACAAGGGAAACAUUUUUCGCGCCCAAAAUCCGCCAUGACACAUGACAAAAGUGUUGCCAGUAAUCUCACGCAAAAUUCGAAUUGGGAGAGUGGAAUUGUGUGUAACGCAUUGAAAAUUGUCAAUUAUAAUAAUGUUGAUAGAUAUUUGAUUGGAAAAAAUGGCGGGGAAGUUUUAAUUUUGAAAAGAAUUGGCGGGAAUAUUAACAUUGACAGGUUGUAUGUUACUGGUGAUUCCUCAACUGUAACGGUUUUAGAAGCGUCGGGUCUGCCAUACUUUUUAGCCGCCACCGAUACGGGGACCAUACAUCUAUGUUCUUUGUUGGAGGGCAGAGUUCUUCUUACACUGGACAGUCGAAAUUCUCCUGCAAUUCCAAUGGAAAAAUGUCAGGCGGACAGCAAAGGUCGUUAUUUGGGAUCUGUGGCGGCUAAGCAAAUUAAUUAUGAUUGUAAAUAUAUGGAUUCUCAGCUCUCAGUAUCUUCGUUGGUCUGGUCUCAAUGUGACCCAUUCUAUAUAAUGUCCACUGUGAAUAACCGUUUGGAUGUAUGGAAACUGACCCAUAGUGAUAUACGACCAUACAAGGUGUAUGAAAGAACGGCGAAGAGAUGCAUUGCCAGAGAUCGGAACGUGGCCCUUCUAACCACAGAUGGAGAUGUAGAAAUUCACAAAACUACUCAAGAUAACAAUAUGGACGUCUUUGAAAAGUAUAUAUCGUUAUUAUAGACAAUAUUCCUGAUUGGGCGAUUCAUAUUUCUAGCAAUUUCUUAUUAAUUAUU
This is a messenger RNA of Pieris napi, 3136 nucleotides long. RefSeq lists its product as uncharacterized. Bases 126 to 3083 code for a protein of 985 amino acids. The transcript is spliced from 11 exons. Gene Ontology annotation, biological process: intraciliary transport. The record is from RefSeq and is a predicted model, not a curated record. Gene Ontology annotation, cellular component: cytoplasmic dynein complex. Gene Ontology annotation, molecular function: dynein heavy chain binding; dynein light chain binding. NCBI's taxonomy places the organism in Eukaryota, Metazoa, Arthropoda, Insecta, Lepidoptera, Pieridae.